Molecule: messenger RNA, 891 nt
Organism: Rhipicephalus sanguineus (brown dog tick)
Lineage: Eukaryota; Metazoa; Arthropoda; Arachnida; Ixodida; Ixodidae
Product: signal peptide peptidase-like 2A
Exons: 6
Coding region: 16-870 (284 amino acids)
Biological process (GO): membrane protein proteolysis
Cellular component (GO): Golgi-associated vesicle membrane; cytoplasmic side of endoplasmic reticulum membrane; lumenal side of endoplasmic reticulum membrane
Molecular function (GO): aspartic endopeptidase activity, intramembrane cleaving
Source: RefSeq, a predicted model, not a curated record
UGCUUCGUGCAAAGCAUGGAGAUACGGCACCACGUGGCGAUAUGGUGUGCCAUAAGCGUCACCUUAGUCUGGGUCGUUUUCCGCACGGCUCACCACGCUUGGAUCCUCCAGAAUUUCUUGGGCUCCAGCUUCGCGCUGAACAUCCUGAGAUGCGUGCACCUGCCUAACUUUAGGGUUAUUACGUUUAUAUCCAUCCUGAUGUUCUUCGACGACAUAUUUAUGGUGUUCAUCACGUCCUUAAUUACGAAAGACAUGAGCGUGAUGGAGAGCGUCGCGAGAGGCGUGCAAGACCUGCCCGUACUCAUGCGCGUGCCGCUGUUCUUCAUCGGUGACGCGACGGCCUGCAGAGCUAACUCGAUGAUGCUGGGAUACGGAGACAUCGCUAUUCCGGGUUUUACUAUCGCCUAUUGCCGCUCGUACGACGUCAUAGUCAAGAAAAGGUCCUGGUACUUCCUUCUAGCGAUUGUCUGUUACGGCGCGUCCUUGGUGUUCACAUUCUUCAUGGGACAGAUCAUGAACACCGGCCAGCCAGCGCUUCUAUAUCUGGUUCCGGGCGUCUUGUUGCCUGUCACUCUGCUCGCUUGGUGCCGCGGUGAAUUGAAGCAGUUCUGGAAAGGAGACUUCGUUCCCAAGGAGGGCCUCAUGAGUCCUCGGAUGGACGUGUGCGUUUCGUCGAGCGAGCAGUUCCAGAUGAUUCAGAGUCGGGGCUUGCUUUACGUCGCCACUCCAGUGUUUCCGUGGCUCGCGGGUGCCGCUGCCGGUCUCGCAGAAAGCCUACGACGCCAAGUAGAACUGAGCCUAUACGGCGGUCUCGUUCAGUCCGCAGGCUGCUCGAGCGACCAAGACCAGCAAUGCGACUAUAUGCUAUAAUACAUAACAAAAGCACAACGA